Molecule: messenger RNA, 5930 nt
Organism: Betta splendens (Siamese fighting fish)
Lineage: Eukaryota; Metazoa; Chordata; Actinopteri; Anabantiformes; Osphronemidae
Gene: lamb1b
Product: laminin, beta 1b
Exons: 33
Coding region: 18-5456 (1812 amino acids)
Biological process (GO): basement membrane assembly; cell migration; substrate adhesion-dependent cell spreading
Cellular component (GO): laminin trimer
Molecular function (GO): extracellular matrix structural constituent; integrin binding
Source: RefSeq, a predicted model, not a curated record
UGGAGCUGUUAGAGGGGAUGCGGACUUUCUUGAAGGCAACUCCGACUCUUUGCGGUUCCCACAUCCACACUGACAGACCCGGAGCUUCGGGAACCACCAACAUUUGGACGAGCUGUCCGCUGGUGGAGAUGUCGCUCCGAAUCUACAUUCUAACGUUGGCCCUGUGGUGCCCCGUCAGCGCGCAGCUCCCGGAGCUGGCGGACGUGUGCACCGAGGGGAGCUGCUACCCCGCCACAGGUGACCUGCUGAUCGGCAGGGCGCACAAGCUCACCGCCUCCUCCACCUGCGGCCUGGAGCGGCCGGAGACCUUCUGCAUCGUCGGGCAUCUGGAGGAGGACACAAAAUGUUUCGAGUGCAACUCCAUAGACAUGUACGAGGACAACACCAAUAGCCACACCAUCGAGAACGUGGUCACCACCUUCGCCCCCAACCGCCUCAAAACCUGGUGGCAGUCAGAGAACGGUGUGGAGAACGUGACCAUCCAGCUGGACCUGGAGGCCGAGUUUCACUUCACGCACCUUAUCAUGACCUUCAAGACGUUCCGUCCGGCGGCCAUGAUCAUCGAACGGUCCAUGGACUUUGGAAACACGUGGCAGGUCUACAGAUACUUCGCCUACGACUGUGGCAUGUCCUUCCCCGACGUGUCCACUGGACCCAUGCUCCGGGUGGACGACAUCGUCUGCGACUCGCGCUACUCGGACAUCGAGCCGUCCAGUGAAGGAGAGGUUAUAUUUCGGGUGCUGGAUCCUGCCUUUAAGAUUGAGGACCCCUACAGCCCGAGGAUACAGAACAUGCUGAAGAUCACCAACCUGCGCGUCAACUUCAUCAAGCUCCACACUCUGGGCGACAACCUGCUGGACUCGCGCGACGAGGUGACGCAGAAGUACUACUACGCGCUGUACGACAUGGUCGUCCGCGGCAACUGCUUCUGCUACGGCCACGCCUCGCAGUGCGCGCCCAUGGAUGGAGCGCCCACCGGAGCCGAGGGCAUGGUCCACGGCCGCUGCGUGUGUAACCACAACACCGAGGGGCUGAACUGUGAGCGCUGCCAGGACUUCUACCACGACCUGCCCUGGAGACCCGCCGAGGGACGGAACACCCACUCCUGCAAGAUGUGCGAGUGUAACCGCCACGCCACCUCCUGCCACUUCGACCUGGCCGUCUACCUGGCGAGCGGCAACGCCAGCGGCGGCGUGUGCGACGGCUGCCAGCACAACACGGUGGGGCGUCAGUGCGAGCAGUGCGCGCCCUUCUACUACCAGCACCCCAACCGCGACCUGAGGGACCCGGGCGUCUGUGAACCCUGUAACUGCGACCCGGACGGCUCGCUGCACGGCGGCGCGUGCGACCCGAGGACGGACGUGGCCGCGGGGCUGAUCUCGGGCCAGUGCCGGUGCAAGGACAGCGUGGAGGGCGAGCGCUGCGACCACUGCCGCCAGGGGCACUUCGGGCUGGGCCAGGGCCCCCACGGCUGCCUGCCUUGUUCCUGCAACCCGCUGGGCACGCUGCCUGGAGGAAGCUCCUGCGAUCCACACUCGGGAAGGUGCUUCUGCAAACGGCUCGCCGACGGACACAACUGUGACCAGUGUCUGCCGGAGCACUGGGGCCUGUCCAACGACAUGGACGGCUGCAGGCCGUGCGACUGCGACAAGGGCGGCGCCGUGAACAACAACUGUGACCCCCACUCAGGACAGUGCGUGUGCAGGGAGCACAUGUUCGGGCGCCGCUGCGACCAGGUGGAGUCCGGCUUCUACUUCAUCGCGUUGGACCACUACACCUUCGAGGCAGAGGAUGCUAGGCUGGGUCCCGGCGUGACCAUGGUGCCGAGAGCUCACCCGCAGGGCCGGAGCCCCACGUGGACCGGCGUCGGCUUCGUUAACGUGCCAGAGGGAGAAUAUUUAGAGUUCGACAUCAGCAACCUCCCGGACACUAUGGAUUAUGACAUCCUCAUCCGCUAUGAGCCACAGCUGCCUCAGCAGUGGGAGCUGGUGGACAUGACCGUCCGCCGCCCUCUCAUCGACCGUCCGGACAACUUCAGCUACUGCAGCAGCCAGAGCGAGGACGAGCAGUCCACCUCCCUCCCGCCCGGAUCCAGGCACGUGCUGCUGAGGUCCCCAGUGUGUUUGGAGAAGGGACUGAACUACACGAUCCAGCUGAGUCUGCCCCUCUACUCGUCAGACAGCGACGUGGAGAGCCCGUACACGCUCAUCGACUCACUGGUGCUGAUGCCUCGGGUCAGGGAGCUGGACGUGUUCCAUGGGAUCGACGGCGAGGGCGCGUGGAACAUGUUCCAGCGCUACCGGUGUCUGGAGAGCAGCCAGAGCGUCGUCAAGAGCCCCAUGACCGACAUCUGCGAGGAGUACAUCCUCAGCGUCUCCGCGCUGCUGCAUAACGGCGCCAUGGCGUGCCAGUGUGACCCCCAGGGGUCGCUCAGCGCCGUGUGCGAGCCCAGCGGGGGCCAGUGCCGGUGUCGGCCCAACGUCGCCGGCAGGAGCUGCGAGCAGUGCGCCCCGGCAACGUUCCUGUUCGGCCCGGCCGGCUGCAGGCCCUGCGGCUGCGACCCCCAAGGCUCCGUCAGCGCCUUCUGCCACGAGGCCACCGGCCAGUGCACGUGCCUCCCGGGGGCGGCUGGGCGCCAGUGUUCCCACUGCCUGCCGGGGUUCUGGGGUUUCCCCCAGUGCCGCCGCUGCCACUGCAACGGCCACAGCGAGUACUGUGACCCCCAGAGCGGCGUGUGCCAGGGCUGCAGAGACUUCACCGUCGGGCACCACUGCGAGAGGUGUUUGAGUGGUUACCACGGCGACCCAGCGCUGGGCUCCGGAGGCCAGUGUCGGCCCUGCAUGUGCCCCGACGGGCCCCGCAGCGGAAGGCAGUUCGCCGACAGCUGUUACCUUCUGGCUGAUACCAGCCAGCUGGUGUGUGUGUGCAGCCCUGGCUACAAAGGCUCCAGGUGUGACGAGUGCGCUCCGGGCUACUUCGGGAACCCUCUGGUGCCUGGCGGGAGCUGCGUGCCCUGCCAGUGUAACAACAACAUCGACAUGCAUGACCCCGGGUCCUGCGACGCCCAGACCGGCGUCUGUCUCCGGUGCCUGUACCACACGGACGGGUACCGGUGCCAGCACUGCAAACCGGGUUACUACGGCAACGCAGCCUCCCAGAGCUGCAGGAGGUGUAUGUGUCACUCCGAGGGCACGGUACCUCAGGCCUGUUCAUCCGCUGAUGAGUGCCAGUGUGACCAGAACACGGGCCAGUGUCCCUGCCAGCCCAAUGUCGUGGGUCAGACCUGUGACCGCUGUGCCGCAGACACCUGGAACAUUAGCAGCGGGACGGGCUGCCAGCGGUGCGACUGCGACCCCGUCCACUCCUCCAGAUCCUCCUGUAACGAAGUUUCUGGACAGUGCAUAUGCAAACCUGGCUUUGGUGGCAGGACAUGCCGGGAGUGCAAAGAGCUGUUCUGGGGGGAUCCAGAAGUCAAAUGUCACGCUUGUGAUUGCGACCCUCGGGGAAUCUCCAGCGGGCAGUGCCACCGUGCCACAGGCCAGUGCGCCUGCGUGGAGGGCGUUUCCGGCGCGCGCUGCGACAAGUGUGCCAGAGGCUACGUGGGCAAGUUCCCGGCCUGCGAGCGCUGCCACCAGUGCUUCGCCGGCUGGGACAGCGUCGUCGGCGAGCUGGUCAACCAGACCCGGCGCCUGGAGGCCCAGGUUACGGAGCUCCAGACCAGCGGGGUGACGGCGCCUUACAGAGAGCUGAUCAGCAGCCUGGAGAGGAACGCCAAGGCCGUCAGAGACAUCGUGGAGAGCGACCCCGCGGCAGCGAAGCUGGAGCAGAUCCAGGAGCUGAUGCAGCAGAUUAUCGGCUUGAUGUCCUACCUCAACGGAGAGGUAAACACGACGAGGGAGACGCUGGACCGGCUCCACGCUGACUCCAAUGCCACCAGCUCCGGUCUGGACGCGCUGACGGACGAGGCCAAACAGCUGGAGCUGAGGGUCCAGGAUCUGACGCAGCUGGUGUCCAACAUCAAAAACGCCAACAUCCAGGGUGCCAUGGACAGCAUCAGGGAUGCGCACGAGCAGUCCCGGAUGGCGGAGGCCCGCGCCAACGCCUCCACCAGCGACCCCACAAACACGGUGAAGCAGUCGGCCGCCACACGCAAAGAGACAGAGGACCGACUGAGCAGCGGUCAGAAGGAGUUCGACCGCAGGCACCAGAGGAACGAACAGAAGCUGGAAAAGCUGUCCAACGAGCUGGAGAAGUUUGACCUGUCACCGCUCAGCGAGAAGACGUGCGGAGGUGCGGCUGAAGGUGACGCCUGCUCCGCCUCCCCCUGCGGCGGAUUGGGCUGCGUCGGCCAUGAUGGAGCAGCUCACUGCGGAGGGGAGGGAUGUAAAGGUCUUCAUACAACCUCCCAGAGUGCGCUGAAAUCUGCCAAGAACCUGGACCAGGAGAUCCAAGCAGCCAUGCAGGAGGUGGACAAGCUCUCUCGGAUGGUCUGGGACGCCAGCGUGCGAGCGAACGAGGCCAAGGCCAAUGCUCUGGAGGUGCUGAAGAAAUCCAACCGCAGCAAGGAGCGGGUGGAGCAGAGCAACGACCAGCUUCGCAACCUCAUCCAAGACAUACGAGACCUUCUGACAAACGAGAAGGCAAACAUGUCCGUGAUCGAGGCGGUGGCCAACGAGGUGCUGGCCCUGGAGAUGCCCACCUCGUCAGAGAAGCUGCAGGAGCUGACGAAGGAGAUCAGGGAGAAGGUCGGCACGCUGACCAGCGUGGAGACGAUCCUGAGCCAGAGCGCUCAGGACAUCCAGGCUGCCGAGGCGCUGCUGAGGCAGGCCAAGACCGCCAGUGAGCAGGCGUCCAACAAGAAGGUUGCCGCAGAGACAGUGAUGGCAGCCCUAGAUGAGACUGUGCGGGCUCAGAACAUUGUCAAGGAGGCCAUCCAGCUGGCCCAAAACAACACCAAAGGAACCAUGGACCUCGUGGAAUCUGUGGACACAGAGACGGCUAAGUCAGAGCUCCGGCUGGGCAACACUACGGGUCGUCUGGUGCAGCUGGAGAGGGAGAUUGGCCUUCUAAGACAAAACAGGCUGGAAAUGGACCAGACUGUAGAUAGGGUUGAGCGGAUCACAGAGAAGGCCCAAGUGGAUGCAGAAAAGGCCCAGCAGGAGUUUGAGGAAAAGGUGAAAGACAAAUUCGAGCAGGUGGAGGACCUGAUGGUGGAUAAAGGGGAGGCUGUGCUGCAGGCGACGAGAAAAGCUACCGAACUGCAGCAAGAGGCCAUAGAGCUGCUUGAUCAAAGCAGUAGGAAACUACAGAGACUCGGAGAGCUGGAGAAAUCGUACGAGGCCAACCAGCUCAUCCUGGAGUCCAAAGCUGCAGAACUGGCUGAGCUGGAAAAAAUCGCCCGUCAGAUUCUGGACGAGAUAAGCUACAAAGUGUUACUGUACAGCACCUGCCAGUGAUGGCAGUGGUGCCUAUGUCUGGAAAGCAUUCGAAAAUACUUUCUCCAAAUGGUCCUGAGUGUAGUUAUAGUUAUGUUCAGCUCACCAUGUUCUGUUUUAUGAUGCCAAGAUCAUUUUACAGGUCAUACACAAAAGAGAAAGGGCCACUGUGACCUCAGUGCUAGCAACCAAAAAUGUGGAAAAUAUAAAAUACUGUGGCUGUAUAAGCUACAACGUGUGUGUAUUUAUACAUAUGACUAAACAUUAAACAUGAACGUUUUGUAUGUUCUGUAGAAUAAGAUCAGAUAUUAACAGUGUGGACAAAGAAUUAAACACAUUAAUGAAUAGUACACUUAACAUUCAAGUGCCUAUAUAGAAAAGGUUAUAAACUGGUUUUGAACAGAAAUUGUUUUGUACUUUUGACAAAUAUUUAUUCCCAUUAAAAUAGAUCAAGCUCUGUGAAAUAAAAUUAUACUCAUGAAGAGGACAAUCCCA